Molecule: messenger RNA, 490 nt
Organism: Notothenia coriiceps (black rockcod)
Lineage: Eukaryota; Metazoa; Chordata; Actinopteri; Perciformes; Nototheniidae
Product: microprocessor complex subunit DGCR8-like
Exons: 3
Coding region: 168-482 (104 amino acids)
Biological process (GO): primary miRNA processing
Cellular component (GO): microprocessor complex
Molecular function (GO): primary miRNA binding; identical protein binding; heme binding
Source: RefSeq, a predicted model, not a curated record
UAAGCCGUGCGAGGCCCUGCAGUGGAAAUGCACCAAUAGUGUCUCUGGUAUAUAUCGUGACGUGUUCACCUGCUCAUUCUGCCGUCACCCUAACACCCUCAAUGUGCACAGCAGAAAUGACUUGACCUCUUUUAUAAGGUAAAGAUUAUUGUUGACUGUUAUAAGACAUGAAACUGAAUGAGUGUGUGUCCACAGAGAACCCAAGUGAACCCUUUGGAGCGUCGGUCAUUAUAGACGGAGUAACGUACGGCACAGGAACCGCAAGUAGUAAAAAACUUGCCAAAAAUAAAGCUGCUCGAGCCACACUGGAAAUCCUCAUCCCUGACUUUGUGAAGCAGACCUCGGAGGAGAAGCCCGUUGAGGGCGAUGAACUGGAGUAUUUUAAUCAUAUCAGUAUAGAAGACACUAGAGUGUACGAGCUGACCAACAAAGCAGGACUACUUUCGCCAUAUCAGAUUCUUCACGAGUGCCUUAAAAGGUAAGAACCAAA